This is a messenger RNA of Nasonia vitripennis (jewel wasp), 1016 nucleotides long. RefSeq lists its product as uncharacterized. The coding region runs from base 347 to 991 and encodes 214 amino acids. Lineage: Eukaryota; Metazoa; Arthropoda; Insecta; Hymenoptera; Pteromalidae. The record is from RefSeq and is a predicted model, not a curated record. The transcript has 2 exons.
UCACUCUACAUCAAGGAAACGCAACUGACGAACUGUGAUCGUUCAAGGAAGAUGCUCCCGCUCUUAAAUAGGGAGAGAAGGUAUUCUCGCAAAGGAUAAAUGGUAGAGUCGAAGAGCUAGUAGAUAAGAUUAAGAGAAAGAUUUUCUCGGGAAAGACCAAUGGUGUGGACGAAGAGCUCAUAGAUAAGAUAAGAACGAAGAUUUUCUUGAGAGGGAAUGCAUUUUCUUUCUUUUCAUCCAAUCCAAAAUCGACUUUUAAAAUCCUAGAUAAGCCAGAGGCGGAGUUAUGUAUUAUAAAAACAGAGAGUAAAAGUCUAGCUCAGAUCAUUUCUUACUGAAUAGCAAGAUGACUAGCGUGAUUGAUAGAAGUUCAAGUGAAUAUAAUGUAUUGUUUAGAAAUACAAUAUUGCAAUGUCAAGAAGAAGAAAAAGUUUAUCUCUGUGACAUUCAAGGUUUUCAAAGAAUUGCCGUCGAUACUUUUAUUUUCAAGGAAAUCAGUUUUCUCAAUUUGAGUAAAACUGCUUUACCGACUGCGUAUCUCUUUAAACCUCCAUUACCAUGGGAUGAACUAACAGAGGAAGAAAAAUGUAUGACUCACUGUAUUGAAAAGAGCCAUCACGGCAUAGAAUGGGAUUCUGGAGAUAUUCCAUAUCACCGUCUUCAUACAAUUUUAGAAAUAUGUACGCAAGGAGUCACAAAAUUAUUCGUCAAAGGAAAGCAGAAAGCAGAAUGGAUAAAAAAUUUAUUGCCCGAUUUAUCAAUCACAAACGUCGAAAAUUUUGGCUGUCCAUCGUUUGAAAAAAUAAUAUAUGAUAAGCAGUUCGUCUGCUUUAAUCACGAUCUCUGCAUUAGAAGAGUGCCUAUGUGUGCUGUUCGAAACGUUAUUGCAAUACGAACCUGGCUACUCGAUUAUUUAAAUGAUCGAUUUAGUUUAGAUACGGUGGAUAAUCAAAAUUCAAAAUGUAUUUGCUUAUACUGGAAAUCAGCUUAACUAAAUAAAAAAUGAUUUUAAUAAA